AUGUCGAUUCAGGAGAGUUUGGAGGAGCGGCUCUGCCUUCCUUUGCAGACACCCCUCAUCCGUGGGCCGCCGAGGUUGCGCAGGCCUCGAACGCCGGCCCCCGUUACGUUGCUGCGGCGCUGUGACCGCAUUGCUGCCAAGCCGCGCGAGGCAGACUCCACCAAGCAGGCUCAGUGUGUUCUCAUGCAGAAACCGGGAAUGGUGGCACCAUCGCCCAAUGUCGACUCCGAGACGGUGCGCAAGUACAAGGCUACCUUCAGGGCGCCGCUAUCAGACUCCACCCAGGAGGUGCUGCAACUUCUUUUUGGUGGGGAGUUCGACCCAGUGGCUAUGAACUUGGAUAUGGUCGGGUUGGACGAGGUGGCCAACUAG
This is a messenger RNA of Miscanthus lutarioriparius, 372 nucleotides long. The record is from the annotation of a GenBank genome assembly. NCBI's taxonomy places the organism in Eukaryota, Viridiplantae, Streptophyta, Magnoliopsida, Poales, Poaceae.